GUCGCCUCCAGCAGGAAUCAGGACGAUCUCUCUGGACUCGCCAGUGCAGCUUUCAGACAUCCAGAGCCGGCACAAGAGAAGCAUCCGCGCUGUUCAGGGAGGAAUCAGUAUCGAUCAGCCGUGGCGUGGGGACCAUGACACAGGGCUUGUAUUUGUAACACGUACUUGGCAGGAGAAGGAGACACUCUUCCACGCUCUUGACAAUAAACCAAGAACAGUGAGGAGAGAGCCGAGAGACUGUAACUAACAAUUACAUGUCACCAAGACGCUUGUAAAGCUUGAACAAUCCACCAAGGUGUAUGGACACAGUAGUGUCGAAUGAAGAAAGUUGGGAAGAAGUUUUGCUGGCUUGGAAGGUACGAUCUCAUUGAAGUUAGUCAUUGUUGUUGAUGACGCUUUACGGCUUGGUUAUCCUGGACAUUGGGUCCUCUGUACGAGUUCGGGUGACAGUGUUGAAGAGACAGCAGUUACAUCAUGACGACCAAGGAAUGUGUAAUGGACUAAACACCAUUCUCAGAUGAAAUGCUUUGAAUCCGCAACACAAAGAAACUGAGAAUAGACCCUCCACAAUGUCGUCCAACAUAUCGGACGCGUCGAAGGAGCCAUUUGGUGUAGUGAACGCAAACCUCGAGAAGUUCGCCCACUGGUACUGGCACAUCCAUGGCUAUCUCAGCCUCAUCAUCUGCACCUUCGGCAUCUUCACAAACAUCCUCAACGUCACCGUCCUCACCCGUAAGUCGAUGCGUACGGCAAUCAACUGCAUACUAUGUGCCAUAGCUAUAUCCGACAUCGUUACGAUGUCAUCGUACAUUCCAUAUGCCGUUCACUUCUACCUUAUCUGCGAUCUCACCCCGUCCCCAGAACGCUACUCCUACGGCUGGACGACGUUCCUUGCCAUCCACGGCAACGUCACGACGACGAGCCACUGCAUUUCAAUAUGGCUGGCGGUGUUCAUGGCCGUGAUGCGUUACGUCUACCUUCAGACCAAGCGUUGUCCAAGCAUCAAGGUCACCUGUGCUUUGAUCUGUGUCAUACCAGCGUUCGUUGCGCUCAUAAUGAUGCCCAACUAUCUCAUCACCGGCGUCUACGAAGCCAGCGUCCCCGGCCUCAACGCCAGCAUCUACAGACUGAACGACUACGCCCUUGGUAACAAUAACCCAACGACCCGAGCACUGGUUGCGUUUUGGCUAUACGCCAUCGUUGGUAAGCUCCUGCCGUGUACGUUAAUAUCAAUCUUCAUGGGACUUCUACUGAAGAAGCUGCACGAGAGUGCCAAACGUCAGAAGCGUUUGUUCAACGCUUCCGAUCAUGCGCAGAAGAAGAAGAAGCGCCACAAGUGCACAACGACGAUGUUGCUGGUUAUAAUAGUGAUGUAUAUGAUCACCGAGCUCCCACAGAGCUUCAUAAUACUGAUGAGUGCCUCUUACCAGUACUUUUUUAGACAUGUGUAUUUUCUUCUCGCGGAUGUUUUAGACAUGGCGGCGUUGAUCAACAACGCCAUCAACUUUGUGUUGUAUUGUACGAUGAGUCAACAGUUCCGAGACCAUCUAUAUGAUCUAAGUGGAGCUCUUCUUUGUCGAAAACAACGUGCAAAAAGGAAGAGAUUCGCCAACAAUGUUCACUAUGAUACCGUCAAUGCAAGCGCCAACCAGUCCCAUUUAGAUCACUUGUGCGUUACCACGGCAACCAGUGAGAAAUCGUUAUCACAUGGAUGACGUCAUAAGAUAAGCGAGGUGCAGUUAUGAACAGCGUUUUUUAAGGUGGUACAUGAAGAAGGAGUGCUUAUGAACAAAUAUUGCAUACUACAACAUUAGGAAUAUUUAGGUAGAUUUCCGUAGCCUUUUUCGGAAACCGAAAUCAGCCGAGAAUAUCCGAAUGUGAAAAUAUAGUCCGACCCCUUGAAAAUGAUAAAUGCAAUUUUUAUUCGUUCUCAAUCUCUCCUUCUUAAUGUUUCACUUUAAACAGCACUGUGGAUUGAAACUGUUUUCAAACAUAUAGUAUAUAUGUGAUAUGUGAUAUGUGAAGCUGUGAUGUCUGUGACUAACCGGUUAUUGGACCACGUGACCAGGGGAUGUUCAUACGCAUCUCGCUUACAUGACACGUGACACUCAUGUGACAAUUAUAAUAUAAAAUCGUCCUGACAAAACAGUUAACAGGAAGUUGUUUGUAUGAGCUCAAUUCAAUCAGAUCUUCGGGGGACUUCGUGGAAUACGUUAUCGGAAAAUGUCGAUCUUCUCCGUAGUGGCAUGUGACUUACCUGCUUGUUGAAUCGGAACUGUCAAGAAGAAUGCUGCUCCUCGGAGCAGAGACGAGAUUUUCCAGUUGUUAACGAACGAGUUCAUUCGGAGCUCACAGAACUAUGCCACAACGGAAAUAGCCGUAAUUUCUUCAGAAUGAGCAAAUGGGACCUUUGUGCACCGGAAUUAGCCGAGCUUUUUCCGAAUCCUGGAAAUUAGAGUGUACAUGAAUGUACAGUGUUGUUAUAAACAAUGAGUCGACUAUAGUGCUGUACAGUAUGAUAGUGCUCAAGUGAUGUCUGUUAAUGUUCGGUUUUUCGGUGUCGUGUCGAGCAUAUGGAAGGCGCUGAACAAACAAGUACCGUAAGAUAGCUAACAAGUACCAUCAUUCUAGCUCCGACAUACGGGCCGCUCUUGUUCCUCGGCUAAUCAACACUUAUCCAUCGUGUCAUGUGACUAGUCACGUGUCUUUCUGUCUCUCUCAGUGGAAUUGCUGGUGCGGCGUAAAGCAAUAUUCACCCUCUCUCUCAGUGCAUGUUCUCAGUCAUAUACUUAGAUACUGCUAUCGAAUAAACUAUUUUUUCCAAUU
This is a messenger RNA of Haliotis rubra (blacklip abalone), 2826 nucleotides long. Its product is annotated as G-protein coupled receptor dmsr-1-like. The transcript is spliced from 2 exons. The record is from RefSeq and is a predicted model, not a curated record. NCBI's taxonomy places the organism in Eukaryota, Metazoa, Mollusca, Gastropoda, Lepetellida, Haliotidae. Bases 570 to 1715 code for a protein of 381 amino acids. Gene Ontology annotation, cellular component: membrane. Gene Ontology annotation, molecular function: G protein-coupled peptide receptor activity. Gene Ontology annotation, biological process: G protein-coupled receptor signaling pathway.